CGAAUUCUGCCAAGUGCCAAGAUUCUGCCUGCAGUACAGUUUCCCAAAUUCCAAAGAGUAUAGUAAUAUAUAGGGUACCAAAUUCCCAUAAACCUCUAGGUAAUACUCUUUGGUGUCAUACGAUAAAAAAAAUGGUUUUCAUUUUUACGUUACACUUUUAGAUUUAGAAUAAUUCUAAUUUCAUCAUUUCAUCAAUAUUGAUGACAUAAUAAAAUAAUUUCAAUCCAAUGCUUAUCCCAACUAUUACCAGGAAUUUGUUAUCAUCAGCUAAUUUAAAAAUUAUUCAAAGAGUUUCAAUCAACGGUUGUCUUAAGAAAAUGUCAACAGCAUUAGAAGCUUUACCCAAAGUGGACAUAGAUCCCACUGGAGUCUUCAAAUACAUAAUGUUAAAUGUAUAUGAUAAAACAAAAGUUAAUGUCGAACCUGUACUUAUUGUCCGCGGCUAUAAGCGAUGCAAUUACCAUUCUGAUAUUUAUGAUGAGGUCCAAGAAAGACUACAGCCCUUAGACUGUGAACCUCUUGGAGGAGGAAGAAUAUCUCAUGACCCUGAAAAUAAAAAGAUACAUAUUUAUGGCUACUCUCAAGGCUACGGCAAGGCAGACCAUGACAUGGCGGCUAAAUUAAUCAAGAAAGUCUACCCUGGCUAUAGCAUCACAGUCAGUGAUGAAGGAUAUUAAAGUUUACUGGAAUUUUUUCAUCAACCUCUUUAUUAUUUACACCUGUACAGUAAAUGCAUUAUAAUAACA
Molecule: messenger RNA, 746 nt
Organism: Spodoptera litura
Lineage: Eukaryota; Metazoa; Arthropoda; Insecta; Lepidoptera; Noctuidae
Product: 14 kDa phosphohistidine phosphatase
Biological process (GO): peptidyl-histidine dephosphorylation
Cellular component (GO): cytosol
Molecular function (GO): protein histidine phosphatase activity
Source: RefSeq, a predicted model, not a curated record